This is a messenger RNA of Galleria mellonella (greater wax moth), 1845 nucleotides long. It is a transcript of the gene Hat1, whose product is annotated as histone acetyltransferase type B catalytic subunit. Gene Ontology annotation, molecular function: histone binding; histone H4 acetyltransferase activity. The coding region runs from base 199 to 1413 and encodes 404 amino acids. The record is from RefSeq and is a predicted model, not a curated record. Gene Ontology annotation, cellular component: nucleus. Lineage: Eukaryota; Metazoa; Arthropoda; Insecta; Lepidoptera; Pyralidae. The transcript is spliced from 9 exons. Gene Ontology annotation, biological process: subtelomeric heterochromatin formation.
CGUAAAUAUCCUUUCGUUCGUAAAUAUUCCUUCCAAUAUCCUUAUUCGUAGAUUUCACCUGACAUUUGUUUGGCAGACAGACAAAGAGCUGUUAUAUUCUAUAUUUAAAAGUUGUUUGUCUUUGAUUUAUUUUAUUCGUUGAGUUUUGGAACUGUGAAGCCCUAUUGGAAUGAUAUUGUACAUUUUUAACAAUUAAAAAUGACCGACGCAUUGUGCCAUUUAGUUGUAGAUGGAAACGAAGUUUUGGAGUUCAAAUUAGUGAAAUGUGUAGCAGAUAUAGAAAAUGAUGAUACCAGUUUUGGCCCAGAAAUGUGUCAUCAAGUGUUUGGAGAAAAUGAGAACAUAUUUGGCUAUACAGAUCUGCAUAUUAGACUAUAUUACAGUGCAGGAAGCCUUCAAACAUAUCUUGGUAUUGAAUAUACAGAUAAGAUUGAACCAAGUAAGUCCGAUGGGAUGAGAGCAGAUGACGUAGAAGGAGCAUUAAAAAAAGUCCUGGCACCAGGAUAUGUAACAAAUUUGGACCAUUUUAUUUCUUUGUUAGAUAAAGACAAGUCAUUUACACCACAUGGUCAGCUUUUACAUGCUUUUACAGUGACACCUAAUGAUGGUGGAAAUAAAAGAACCUUUGAAGUGUACUUUUGUGAAACAUCGACACCAGGUUUUCUUGCUUUCCAUGAACGAUUACAGACUUUUCUUCUCUGGUAUGUGGAUGCAGCAUCUUUUAUUGAUGUAGAUGACGAUCAAUGGAAUUUUUUCAUUGUAUUUGAGAAGUACGCCACUAGCGAAGGUGAGUGGCGGUAUGCUACGGCGGGUUACGCGACAGUAUACCGGUACUAUGCUUAUCCGCACCACGCGCGCCCGCGCAUAUCACAGGUGCUCACACUACCGCCCUUCCGCAAGCUCGGCCUCUGCGCGCAGCUCUUGCAGGCAAUAUACUCCCAUUUUACUAUUUUACCUGACGUUGUGGACAUCACUGUGGAGGAUCCAUCUCAGGAUUUCCAAAGGAUUAGGGAUUACGUUGAUGCCAAAAACUGUGAAAAUCUACCAGCUUUUCAACCGGAUAAACUAUUUCAAGGUUUUUCACCUGAAAUGGCGAAUCAAGCAUGUUUAAAAUUCAAGAUAAACAAGAAACAGGCGCGGAGGGUUUACGAGAUAUUGCGACUUAAGAAUACAAACACAUCGGACAAGACUGCUUAUUUGAAUUAUAGACUAGUUGUUAAGAAUAGACUUAAUGCUCCUUUUCAGAAAAAGAAGUUAGAAAUGAAAAAGCUUCAAAAAGUGUUAUCUCCAGAAGAGUAUGCAGCUACCAUAAGUACGGCAGGUGUCAGUGAGACGCAAGGCCGUCUAGCCAGUCAAUAUAUAGCGCUUGAGGACGAAUACCGUCGCGUCAUACAUCGGAUGGAGCAGAUUUGAUUGCGUCUCCUUGAUUUCAAUUUGUUCACAAAAUUUAUAAUAAAAUAUGUUAUAAAUUGCAACUUUGUAAUUAUUACACAUUGCAGUCAAAAUUUUUAAAGAAUCUUGAAAAUGAAUCGAUCACAUUCUAUAAAUUUUCAUGUCUAUUUUCUUAUGUUUUAUUUCAAAUAAUAAUAUGAAAUGCGAAUGGUGGCAACAGCAUUAGCAUGUAAAGAUUUACUCUAUAAACAAAAGAUGUUCUAUAUGUUUUCAAAAGUAAUUGUAUUGCAAUGUUGUUGGUAAAUAAUUAAUCGAAGAAAUUAUAAAUAUCUCAGUCAAUGAAUGUUUACGGCAUAGCUCUGAAAAUUCUCUAAAUUUUGAAUAAUAGUUUUUGUCAACACAGUCAAAUAGAACGAAAUAUUUUUGAAAUAAAUUCGGUUUUCAAUUUAACAA